This is a messenger RNA of Chelmon rostratus (copperband butterflyfish), 1355 nucleotides long. It is a transcript of the gene tpm4b, whose product is annotated as tropomyosin 4b. Gene Ontology annotation, molecular function: actin filament binding. Gene Ontology annotation, cellular component: actin filament. Gene Ontology annotation, biological process: muscle contraction; actin filament organization. NCBI's taxonomy places the organism in Eukaryota, Metazoa, Chordata, Actinopteri, Chaetodontiformes, Chaetodontidae. The record is from RefSeq and is a predicted model, not a curated record. Bases 227 to 1081 code for a protein of 284 amino acids. The transcript has 9 exons.
CACCGUCUCUCAGUUUGCAUCCUCCUCUCCUCUCCUCUGCCCACUCGCUCUGAGCUCCGUCUCUCUCCUCCUGUCUGCAUCUGCUGGCUGCUCUCCCCCUCAACCCUGAGAGGGCUCUUUUGAGGCGUCUUCCUCUGAACAUCUGCAACGGCUUUUCACCCAAAAGAAGUAAAAUCUUCUUUUUUUUUUCCUGAAGCCUGCGAGACACUGAGACCCAACCGUCACCAUGGAGGCCAUCAAGAAGAAGAUGCAGAUGCUGAAGCUGGACAAGGAGAACGCCAUCGACAGGGCAGAGCAGGCUGAGUCCGACCAGAAGGCAGCGGAGGAUAAGUGCAAGCAGUUGGAGGAUGAGCUGCUCGCUCUGCAGAAGAAGCUGAAGGGAACGGAGGAUGAGCUGGACAAGUACUCGGAGGCCCUGAAGGAUGCUCAGGAGAAACUGGAACUGUCGGAGAAGAAGGCCACAGAUGCGGAGGGCGAUGUGGCAUCUUUGAACCGCAGGAUCCAGCUGGUGGAGGAGGAGCUGGACCGCGCACAGGAGAGACUGGCCACGGCCCUGCAGAAACUGGAGGAGGCUGAGAAGGCGGCAGAUGAGAGUGAAAGAGGCAUGAAGGUGAUCGAGAACAGAGCCAUGAAAGAUGAGGAGAAGAUGGAGAUCCAGGAGAUGCAACUCAAAGAGGCCAAACACAUCGCUGAGGAGGCGGACCGCAAAUACGAGGAGGUUGCUCGCAAACUGGUGAUCCUUGAGGGUGAGCUGGAGAGAGCAGAAGAGAGGGCAGAGAUUGCAGAGCUUAAGUGCGGUGACCUGGAGGAAGAGCUGAAGAAUGUCACCAACAACCUCAAGUCACUAGAGGCCCAGUCUGAUAAGUACUCUGAGAAGGAGGACAAAUAUGAGGAGGAGAUUAAAGUCCUGAAUGACAGACUUAAGGAGGCGGAGACCCGUGCAGAAUUUGCAGAGAGGACAGUGGCUAAGCUGGAAAAGACCAUAGAUGACUUAGAAGACGAACUGUACACUCAGAAGCUGAAAUUCAAGGCUAUCAGCGAGGAGCUGGAUCAUGCCCUCAAUGAUAUGAACACCUUGUAAACCUUCAUCUAGCUCCUGAUGUUUUUCACUUUCUCUUGGGUCUCACCUGAUUGGAAGCACUCUGUCACUUCUUUUCUCCCUUAGCUCUCACUGCUCCUUGCUCCUUUUGCAUUAAACUAAAACUCAAUAAAGAUAUUUUUCUCUUUUACCUUGUCUUCUGUCAUUUCACUUUUCACUACUCUGCAGCUAUAAUAUUUAUUCAGCAUUAUGAAAAGGUCAAAUUUGUGGGUUUACAUGUGCCAUGUCUGCUCUAAAAUGACCCAUAUCUUACCCA